CUUCGAGGGCUUUUUCCGCUUUCCCCUUUGGGCCGCCGCUGCGCUUCCUGCUCGUCUUCCGCAUCGUUCUGGUGGCUAUGGCGCCUCUGGGUUACCCGCGCUUGCUCCUCCGAGCCUCGGCCCGGGCAGCCUGGGGAGGGGACGGCUGCGGCUGCCGACACCUGCCGAGGGCUGCGCGGCGGCUGCACCUGACGGCCCCCAGGGACGAAGCAGUUGUCAUCUCUGGACAGAAACUGGCCCGGCAGAUUAGGCGGGAAGCCUGUCACGAAGUAGAACAAUGGGUUGCUGCUGGCCACAAGAGGCCCCAUCUCAGCGUAGUUCUAGUGGGAGAAAAUCCUGCCAGCCAUUCCUAUGUGCUGAACAAGACCCGAGCAGCUGCUGACGUGGGAAUUAGUAGUGAGACCAUUCUGAAACCGGCCUCUGUCACAGAAGAGGAGCUGCUUGAUUUAAUUGUCAAAUUAAAUCACGAUACCAAUGUCGAUGGCUUGCUUGUGCAACUUCCUUUACCAGAGCAUAUUGACGAGCGAAAGAUCUGCAACGCUGUGAACCCUGAAAAGGAUGUGGAUGGAUUCCACGUGGUGAAUGUAGGCCGCAUGUGCUUGGACCAAUAUUCCAUGUUGCCUGCCACACCUUGGGGCGUGUGGGAAAUCAUCAAGAGGACAGGGAUUCCAACCCUGGGCAAGAACGUGGUGGUGGCCGGGCGAUCCAAGAACGUUGGCAUGCCCAUCGCAAUGCUUCUCCACACAGAUGGACGGCACGAGCGCCCAGGAGGGGAUGCAACAGUAACAAUUUCUCACCGCUAUACUCCAAAAGAGCAGCUCAAACAGCACACCAUCCUUGCUGAUAUUGUGGUUGCAGCUGCAGGCAUUCCCAAUCUGAUUACAGCUGAUAUGAUCAAAGAAGGAGCUGCUGUAAUUGAUGUUGGCAUAAACAGAAUCCAGGAUCCUGUCACUGCCAAGCCAAAACUUGUUGGAGAUGUGGAUUUUGAAGGAGUCAAGCAGAAAGCCAGUUACAUCACGCCAGUUCCUGGUGGGGUUGGCCCCAUGACUGUUGCUAUGCUUAUGAAAAACACCAUUAUUGCUGCCAAGAAAAUGCUGAGAGCCCAGCAUCUUGAAACCUUUAGUGCUUGAUGAUGGACUUCUUGUGGCCAAAAGUGACAUUCCAGAUUGCCUCCCUAGAAGCAAUGCCGUAUUUAUUUAUUCGAUGAAAUGUUUUGGCCAGCUCUGCAAUAUUUAUAUAAAGCAAUUUUCCUCUCAGGCAGAGUAGCUCCUGUCAGUUGUACACAUGAUUCCUACCUUUUAAACUGCUAUUCUGAAAUACAGAAAACGAGAUCACAACUUGAAUGGGAAAGUUGAUUCCUCACUCUUAGGCAGUCUGAAAGAGUAACAAAGGGCCAAAAUGUGUUUUUAUAGUAGAAAUAUAUACACUUGAACUGACUAACCUUGGCUGAACCCAGGAUAUAAAUUAUUUGUUAGGAUUAUAUUGCAGCUAAUCUGGAGUCAAAAGUUACUAUUUUCUACAAAGCCAUAUUUAUAUUUAAUAAUGCUUAGCAAAGCAGUUGAUAGCCUAUUCAAUACUCAGUUUUUUCCUGUUUUAAAGGAAGAAUUGGCUUGAAAGCUAGGCGACGCUUAGACAAAAUAAGGUGAGCUCUCCAUGCUUAUUCCAACUUGCUUGUGUUUAUCUGAGCAAGGAGUAAUAUUGCUGGAUGUAUCUGAAUAAAAAUAAUUGUUACUUGCUUGUAAA
This is a messenger RNA of Thamnophis elegans (Western terrestrial garter snake), 1743 nucleotides long. It is a transcript of the gene MTHFD2, whose product is annotated as methylenetetrahydrofolate dehydrogenase (NADP+ dependent) 2, methenyltetrahydrofolate cyclohydrolase. Gene Ontology annotation, molecular function: methylenetetrahydrofolate dehydrogenase (NADP+) activity; methylenetetrahydrofolate dehydrogenase (NAD+) activity; methenyltetrahydrofolate cyclohydrolase activity. NCBI's taxonomy places the organism in Eukaryota, Metazoa, Chordata, Lepidosauria, Squamata, Natricidae. The record is from RefSeq and is a predicted model, not a curated record. Bases 78 to 1130 code for a protein of 350 amino acids. The transcript has 8 exons. Gene Ontology annotation, cellular component: mitochondrion. Gene Ontology annotation, biological process: tetrahydrofolate interconversion.